UGCAGGCAGGGGGAGAUGUCGCGCACGCCAAGAAAGGGCCGGGAGCGCCAUCUCUCUCUCUAUCGCUCUCCCCCUCUCUCUCCCGGCAGGUGAAAGCUCUCCACGGCGUGCUUGUUCUCCCACACGACGGUGCUAACCUGCCGAUUUACGACCUCUCGCUCGGAUUUCGAAGCUGUGCUGUUUGUUUGCCGCUCUUGGAAUGACACCGCGCUGAGUUGCUGUGAUGAGCUCCUCUUUCCUCGGAUACUUCUGCGCUCUUCUGCUGCUGCUGCGGGAACCUGCGUGCCACGGGGAUGAGGUGACAUCCGGCACCGUAAACCCGUGCUGCUACUUGCCCUGUCAGCACUGGGGUGUGUGCGUAAGAUACGCAGACGACCACUACGAGUGUGACUGCACCCGCACCGGCUACCAUGGGGAGAACUGCACCGUCCCGGAGCUCUGGACUCGGGUGCAUGGCCUCCUGAAACCCGGGCCGGACACAGUGCAGUACAUUCUCACCCACUUCCACUGGCUCUGGGACGUCGUCAACAACACCUUCCUGAGGGACGUUCUGAUGCGACUUGUCCUGACAGUGCGGUCCAGCUUAAUCCCCAGCCCUCCAACCUACAACUCAAAAUAUGGUUACCUCAGCUGGGAGUCUUACUACAAUCUAAGCUACUACACUCGAAUUCUUCCACCAGUGCCUGAAGACUGUCCUACACCUCUGGGUGUCAAAGGCAAAGCUGGGCUGCCCGACCCUGAGCUGCUAGUGGAGAAGCUGCUGAAGCGAAGGAAGUUCAGGGCCGACCCACAGGGUUCCAACCUCAUGUUUGCCUUCUUCGCGCAGCACUUUACCCACCAGUUCUUCAAGACCUACAACCGCAUGGGCCUGGGCUUCACAAAGGCCCUAUCGCACGGGGUGGACGCGGGGCACGUUUACGGAGAUAACCUGGAGCGGCAACUUAAGCUUCGACUGUUAAAAGACGGGAAACUUAAGUAUCAGUUGAUUGAUGGAGAGAUGUACCCUCCCUCUGUAGCUGAAGCCCCCGUCAAGAUGAGCUACCACCAGGGCGUGGCCCCCGAGGAUCAGUUCGCUAUCGGCCAGGAAGUGUUCGGACUCCUGCCCGGCUUGGGAUUGUAUGCCACGCUGUGGUUGAGGGAGCACAACCGUGUGUGCGACCUCCUAAAAGCCGAGCAUCCCAGCUGGGAUGACGAGCAGCUGUUCCAGACCACGCGACUCAUCAUCAUUGGUGAGACCAUCCGAAUAGUGAUCGAAGAAUACGUGCAGCACCUCAGCGGCUACCUGCUGCAGUUAAAGUUCGACCCCACCCUCCUCUUCCAUGCCCAGUUCCAGUAUGGGAACCGCAUCGCCCUGGAGUUCAGCCAGCUCUACCACUGGCACUCCUUGAUGCCCGACAGCUUCCGUAUUAACGGGGAUGAGCUCUCCUACCCCCAGUUCCUCUUCAACAUGUCCGUGCUCACACGUUACGGCGUGGACAAGCUGGUGGACGCCUUUUCCCGGCAAGUGGCUGGCCAGAUCGGCGGGGGCCACAACAUCAACCCUGUGGUGACGCCUGUAGCCGUGAGGACCAUCAGGGAGUCGCGGCAGCUGCGCAUGCAGCCCUUCAACGAGUACAGGAAACGCUUCAACCUCAAGCCAUACACGUCCUUCAGAGAGUUCACAGACAACGAGGAGAUAGCGCUCACUCUUGAGGAGUUCUACGGCGACAUUGAUGCUCUUGAAUUUUACCCCGGCAUGCUGCUGGAAAGUCCCCGGCCGGGGUCCAUAUUCGGAGAGAGCAUGGUGGAGAUGGGCGCGCCGUUCUCCCUCAAAGGCCUCCUGGGUAACCCCAUCUGCUCCCCCGAGUACUGGAAGCCCAGCACUUUCGGGGGCCGUGUGGGCUUUGACAUCGUCAACUCUGCUACGCUGAAGAACCUGGUGUGUCUCAAUUCCAGGACUUGCCGUUACGUGGCGUUCCGAGUGCCGCCAGAGGAGCGAAGCGUUAGGACGGAUGAGCUUGUGAAUGGUUGUUCAUCUGUACUAUGUGCCCUGCUGUCGGUUGGCAAUCAGUCCUGUGUGUACCCAGCGUCUCGCUCAAAAUCACCUGGGAUCGGCUCCCUAACUACAAGUGUUGCCAUGACGACGCUGGACGACAAGCUCCUCGGGGAGAAGCUGCAGUACUACUACAGCAGCAGCGAGGACGAAGGCAGCGAUAACGAGGACGACGAGGGGGAGGCCAAAACCAUAAGAGAUGGCGCCGCCAAUGAGCCUGAGCUUGACUACAGCGCUGACGGCAGCGCGGUCAACACUGGACCAAAAGGCGUGAUCAAUGACUGGAGGAAGUACAAGCAGCUGGAGGUGGAGCAGAAGCAGGAGCAGAAGAACGAGAUGGAGCGCCUGAUCAAGAAGCUGUCCAUGACGUGCCGCUCUGACCUGGACCUGGAAAAAGACAAGGAGAAGCAGAAGGAGCUGCAGGAGAAAAUCAAAGGCAAAAUGACCAUGCAGGAGUACAACAUCCUCCAGCAGGAAGAGGACGACGAAGACUUCCUGCAGCACUACCGCACACAGCGCAUGGAGGAGAUGCGGCGGCAGCUGUGUCGCGGCAAGCGCUUCGAGCGCGUCCAAGAGCUGGCUGGCGGCGAGGACUUCCUGGAGGCGCUGGACGAGGAGGACAAGAACACGCCGGUCGUGAUCCACAUCUACGAGCCCGACGUGGUGGGCUGCGAGGCCAUGAGCGGCAGCCUGGCGUGCCUGGCGCACGAGUACCCGCUGGUCAAGUUCUGCAGCGUGCGCAGCUCGGCCGUCGGCACCAGCGCGCUCUUCCGGGACAGCGCUCUGCCCGCCCUACUCGUCUACAAAGGCGGAGAUCUCAUCGGCAACUUUGUGCGGCUCACCGACCAGUUGGGCGAGGACUUCUUCGCCGUGGACGUGGAGGCCCUGCUGCAGGAGUAUGGCAUGCUGCCCGAGAAGGUCCUCGCGGUCACCAAGACCGUCCGCAACGGCGCCAUCAUUCAGAGCAAUCUCAGCGACGACGACGACUCUGACCUCGACAUAGACUAGAGCGCUAUCUGGCUUAUAUUCUGCAUGGACUCUUUCCAUGUCUUUUUUCCCCCCCACACUUUUUUUUUCUUGUAAAUAUACAAUUUUUUUCCCCCCAUAAAUGUACAACUUUUUUCCUCCUAAAAUCACUGUUAUAAAUAACUUCAUAAUAACUUUUUCAAUAUUAAGACUUUUUUUCAUAAAUACCAAACUUUACCUUUAUAAAUCUACAAAAUACAUUUUAUUCUGAAUAAAGUAGGACUUUUUCUCAUAAAUGCCAAUUUCAUACACAUAAAAUUAUUACUAUUUUUCCUCAUUUUUUAUACAUUAAUAACGAUUCUGAUACUAUCGAGACUUGAUAAUUACUUUUUUCCACUUAAAUUUCCAAUUUGAAAUGGCAACGUUAUUUUCAUAAAUUAAUACCUUUUUUAAUAUAAUUUUGUCCUCAUUUGUACCAACUUUCCCCCCUCAUAAAUUCACAAUGUCAUGCAUGGUAAAUACAAAUUUAAAACUACUGAAAUAAAAAAAAAUUCUCGUACGUGAAUAACUUUUUUCUGUUGAUAGUACCUUUUUAUUUUUAUUGAGAAAUGUGACAAUUUCCUUACUUUUUCUCUUGGAAAAAUUAAAAUAUUCAACUUUAUUCUGAUAAACUUAAAAUUUUCUCAAAAAUUACAUAGUUUUCACGCAAAUAUAUAUUUUUUUAACCUCAUCAAAAUGUGAAACUUUAUUCUGUUAAAUUAUAAUAACCAUUUUCUUUUAGUCAUUAUUUGGGAAAUAUUUUUCCCCCUCAAACAUUUGCAACUAUUCUCCUAAAAAUACAUGGGUUAAAGCAAUAUCAGCGACGACGACUGACCAGCUAAUAUCCAGGUGACCUGUUGACAUUAUGCAUGGACCCUUAACAUUUUCCUUUCUACUCACCAGCAGCAAUGACUAAACCACAAAAACAUCUACACUGAAAAAUCAUCAUCAAUCUAUGUUUAAAGGGCCCACAUGAUGAAAACAGUUCCCAGCUGUCUUAACAUGUUAGUGACGUUCUUCAAUUAAAAAUUCCCCAAGGAUCGGCAAUAACAGUACACUUAACAUCCACUUGUCACACUGUGGUUCAAAUCAGUCUUGGUUUUUGUUGUUGUUUGUUUGUUUGGCGGGGGUCUCAGUUCUGCUUUCGUUACCAUGACAAUCAGGGACAGAGCUAAGGCAUGUAACGAAGCGAUCGAACACUUGGUGUUGGCAAUUUAGUAACUUUGUACCUAAAUAAACUUAUCUGAGACCUCUAGUGACUAUAGAAAAUAGAGACUGUGUGUCCAAACUAUCAAAAACUCAAUUUUCCGUAACACAAAGUGUUUGUGUGAUUUUUUUUUUUUUUUUUUUUUUUGCAAGUCUAUUUAUUUAUUUGUGUUUUAAAAAAAUCACUUUCCUGCUUUUGCUAGCAUCCUAAUAUUAAAUGGCUUUCUCAAAUAGCGAGCCUUCAACCCACAUGGACCUCAAUUAGAUUUUUUUCUAACUUUUGUAUGUAUUGCAAUGUUUCAAUUAUUGUUGGGGGGGUGGAAAAAAAACAAAAAAAAAGCAAAUAAUGUUGACUCCCA
This is a messenger RNA of Phyllopteryx taeniolatus (common seadragon), 4602 nucleotides long. RefSeq names its product phosducin-like (gene pdcl). The coding region runs from base 224 to 3040 and encodes 938 amino acids. The record is from RefSeq and is a predicted model, not a curated record. The transcript has 15 exons. Gene Ontology annotation, molecular function: peroxidase activity; oxidoreductase activity, acting on single donors with incorporation of molecular oxygen, incorporation of two atoms of oxygen; prostaglandin-endoperoxide synthase activity. Gene Ontology annotation, biological process: response to oxidative stress; cyclooxygenase pathway; regulation of G protein-coupled receptor signaling pathway. NCBI's taxonomy places the organism in Eukaryota, Metazoa, Chordata, Actinopteri, Syngnathiformes, Syngnathidae. Gene Ontology annotation, cellular component: cytoplasm; neuron projection.